This is a messenger RNA of Osmia bicornis bicornis, 527 nucleotides long. RefSeq lists its product as uncharacterized. The record is from RefSeq and is a predicted model, not a curated record. The coding region runs from base 105 to 437 and encodes 110 amino acids. Lineage: Eukaryota; Metazoa; Arthropoda; Insecta; Hymenoptera; Megachilidae. The transcript has 5 exons.
AGAAAGUGAGAACAGUGAUACAUCGUGGCUUCUGAUGUGAAUUGGAUGCUCUGGUGAAGCGGAAACCAGCAGGGGAAGAGGAAGUGAAGUGAUAUUUAAGAGAAAUGGGACUGGCCGAGAGAGAAGCCGAAAUGCAGGAGUUAGAAACAUCAAGACCCGGUAGAUCGCGAGAUCUCUUUGGUGUUCAACUAGAGGUAACUUCCUUACUACUGGAAGGUGAACGCCGUAAAUUAGCAGUUCUUCAACGAGAACUGCAAGUUGCACUCGAGGAAGGAGGAAGUGUGAAAGUUAAGGAGAAACAGAGGCAGGAGUUGCUGCAUGCCAUAUCAAAAAUUCAAGGACAACACGAGCAACUCGACAAGGAAUACAGAAUCCAUGCUGCCGGUGUUCUCUUAUGCAACUCAAGGGGCUCCGGGAAGCACAAAUCGAGUAGUUGAAUCAUACAAAACGAAUCACGAAAGCAAAGUAAGAAGAAGCUCGAAAAAACUACUUCAAUCAUGAAAUUUUUACUUGCUAUUACACUCAUC